Molecule: messenger RNA, 666 nt
Organism: Phytophthora infestans T30-4
Lineage: Eukaryota; Oomycota; Peronosporomycetes; Peronosporales; Peronosporaceae
Exons: 3
Coding region: 1-666 (221 amino acids)
Source: RefSeq, a predicted model, not a curated record
AUGCUGCCCUCUGGGUUGGUGCAAGUGCACCCUGGUCCUGACUCGGAUGUUCAAAACGCGACCGAAAUGUGGUGCGGAUACAAUCGGUUCCCUCUCAGACUCCCUAAGCAGACCAGCUCACGAGACUUCCGCGAACCAAGGAUACUGCCACCCACGUGGGAAAAGUCACGCAGCGGUUCACCUUUCUUACCUCCGUAUCCAGUUGCAGUCCUUGGACGUGACACCACGGAAGACAAGCGCCAAGCUGCACCAAGACCUCCUCUCCAACACCUUGACGAGCGAUUCCAAACGCCAGAGAUCAAUGUUUCACGCAGUCGAGCCGCCAUCCAAAACGGCGAGCCCGGACGAGUUCGAGGCUCGAUGGAUUGGCCAGUACUUAGCCCGACUAUGACGGCCACCACAGCUCCCGAUCGCAAGCAAUCAGUUUAUUCGAAGGGAUUCCCGGCGCCGAACACGGAGAAGAAGGAGCACAACCGCAAAGGAUAUCUCCUUCGCCAGGCGCGCAAGAUGAUGCGAGACGGCGGCUCUAAUUCAACGACAACACCUCCAGACUCGGACACAUCUGCAUCAACCAAGCAGCGCAAGACACGAACGAAGAUUACAAUUCCGGCCGCUGGAGGCGGACGUCGUCGCCGACUCAAACCAAAACUGCCCAAGGACAAGUGA